AUGGCUGAGAUUGACAAAGCAGUGCUUAUGUCUCUUGAACCAUCUCAUAAUCUGGAGACAGCAAUAGAUAAUGGAAACGAUGAAAAUAAUUUUCCGAAGAUGAGUCCAGUACAAAUACAGCAAGAAUAUUAUGAAAAUCUUCCAGAUUGUGAUUGGAUUAAAUAUACAUAUGCUGAAAGAAAAUAUUUAUUACAAAAUGUGGCAUUUGCAUUAUUCGGAAGUCCAACAGCAGAAGGAGAUUUGGCUCUGACUUCUGGAAACAUACAACUAGAAGGUUACACAUCACGACAAAGGGAACAAGUUAUGAAAGUUUAUAAAUCUAUCUGCAAACAAAGUAAAUAUGCACAAAAUGAUUCAGACAUUUAUAUGUCAGUAUUAUUAAUUGUAUGUGGAAAACCAAAACCUCUUAAAUUUUACGAACUUGAACCAUCUAAUUAUUGGCUGGAUUUACACCAAAGAACAGAUAUUGAUAUUUGGUGCACAGCUGUAUUCAAGAUAAGGAAAUGCGUACCAACUGUAGUUGGAGCAAAAUCUUGUAAAGUUUAUGUUGAUGAGAAUGGCAGGGUUUACCACUCCUGGGAGUCAUAUUUGAAAGAUAACACAUUACCUAAAUGUGUUAUUAUAGCUCCUGAAAACGGCGAAUAUCAAGGUGUUGUUACUGAGGGUGAUCACAUGUUUGCAGUGAAGCUAACAGUGGCGCCAUCACCUUCAUUGGGGUUAAAGGCCAGAGUUCUAAGUUCAGUGGACACAGCAAGCACCGUUGCUACUUUAGGUGCUGUUGGUGUACUCGGUGUUGCUGCAUUCACACCUGUAGGGCCAGUAGUCCUUGCUGGUGCGGCUGUAGCAACUGUUGCUACCGGAGUCUAUGGCCUUUUCAGAUCAUCACUACACCUCCAUGAUAGGAAGAUUCAUGAGCAGACUUUGAGCCCCACAGACCCCGAAGCCCGUGGUAGUUGGCUGAACAUAGCUGCAUCCAGUGUGGGACUCGCUGCAGGUGCCGCUAGCACUUUACUAUCAAAAUCAGCUGCCGCCGGCACCAAUCUUACCAAGACGGGUCAAGCUUUGGCAGUGUCGGUUGAAGUUCUUCGUCAUGCGAACAUAAUAACAGGUGGAAUGGGUGUACUAAACAGCUUAGUACACAUAAUUGUCAAGUACACAAAACAUGGUGAGAAGCCAACAACCCUGGAAUUGUUCCAAUUCUCAGCGGCAACACUAUUCUUCUGUCAUGCUGUGGUAUCAAACAAAACAGCACAGAACAUUGUAGAAGAUGCCCAAGCUAACACUAUAAACGAAUAUAGAACCACACUAAGAAGCAAUAAGCACAGGAAGAUAUUCGAUAAAAUCAGCGCCGAAUCCCGUAGAGUGAGUGGCACGGUCCAGGGUAAUGUUGAAGUGAUCCGAGGCAUCAAGAAUAUUGCGAACAAAGACCAGUACUUUGCAGAUGUUCUGAAGAUAAACAAAGACGUCAAUCAGCACAAACUUAGGAUAUCUAUGACGUCAGACGGUCAGGUUAAAUUGAACGCUGUGCACAAAUUUAAUCCUUCAGAGCUAUACAAUUUAGGUAAUGAGGGUAGAUCGCAAUUAUUCUCAUCGAUAGGACCAGCUACUGUCACCACUCCUAAUGUUUCAACGCGAGUGGCACCUCCAGUUAAUGCAGUACCGGGAUAUAUUGAGGGCGAAGAAGAAUCAAGCUUUCUAGUUGGAAUCCAUCCAGGAGAGAUUAUUCGCAUCGGCACUUUGUUGAUUCGUGUUAGUUCUUCGGGUGCUGAGAAUAUAUCAUUGAUGUUAGAAAACCUCAGCCAGGAUGUGUACGCCAAUCUAAUGACGGUUGCCUUCAACCUCCUAUCGAAGCUAUUACCAGAGGAAAUAGCAAAGCUGAGGCUACUAAGCCCUGAUGAGGACUUGAUUUACCAGAUUGUAAAAUUCGUUUUCAAUUAUCUUAGACACCAACGCCCUCUAGGUGAGGCGUGUGACAAUGAUAACGGUAUUGUCGUUAUAUUGAAAGAAUUCUUCCAAAAUGGCGUCGUCCGUCAAGAUACCAUCCUGAAGUUAAAGGAUAAUCUUAUAAAUUGGAUGAACAACGAAAUCGAUGAGAGACGUAGGUUAUACCCAAAUAAGAUACUUAUCAGAUGUCAAACAUGUGACGGUGUUAGAUAUGCUUAA
Danaus chrysippus (African queen) is the source of this 2163-nucleotide messenger RNA. The record is from the annotation of a GenBank genome assembly. Lineage: Eukaryota; Metazoa; Arthropoda; Insecta; Lepidoptera; Nymphalidae.